Molecule: messenger RNA, 2004 nt
Organism: Penicillium griseofulvum
Lineage: Eukaryota; Fungi; Ascomycota; Eurotiomycetes; Eurotiales; Aspergillaceae
Exons: 6
Coding region: 1-2004 (667 amino acids)
Biological process (GO): proteolysis
Molecular function (GO): serine-type peptidase activity
Source: RefSeq, a predicted model, not a curated record
AUGCAUCUCAAGAAUGUGUUGACUCCAAUCGCUUUGGUGGCUGUUGUUGGUGCUGCCCGAAGUAUACGAGAUGUUGAGCCAUGUGCUCAAAUUAGCAAGUUGGUUGAUGACGCCAAUCAAGACAAAAGAAAUGCAAUCGUACCCCAUGAUCUGGCACAUCGGUGUUUGCUAUCUAUGCCAUUUGAGUCAGACCGCGCCGUUGAUUUCCUGAUUCAGGUUCGCAAGAUCCUCGAGUUCCAGUCAACUAUCGAUAUUUUGAAGAAUCCCCCAUCGGGGUAUACAAUGCCUUCAACGGAUAUCAUGGGUGAAAUCGACACAAUCAUGGCCAAGGCCCGGAGCAACAGCUAUACCAGCCAAUUUGAGAUGGACUUGGAAAUUAACCACCUUAUCAAAACGGCUCAUGAUGGUCACUUGGCCUUCCAGCUAUGCUCGCAGUCAAUCUUCAAGUAUCAAAUCGAUAUGCCUUUAGUAUCGAUCUCAACAGAUGGACUCGCACUUCCCCAGGUGUACGCUUUAGGUGAUGCAAAACUACAAAAGGUCAACCCAGACGCCGUCUCGCCUCUGGUGGCCAUCAACGACACUGAUGUGGCUACAUACCUUGAAUCAUAUGCCAAUGACCAGAACCUCCAGGAUCGCGACGCACAGUACAAUCGAGUAUUCCCCGCGCCAGCCCGCAGUGUCACCAAUACUCCUAUCAGUGUGAAUGGAAUAUGGGCUUCCAUUGGAGACUGGACUGACGGCGCUCAGCUAUCCCUCAAGUUUGGCAAUGGCACUGAAAAGACAAUUCAGAAAACAGCCACACCGAACGAAAAGUUCUUUUCUUACGAUAACGGCACGCAUCUCUACAACAUAGCGUGUCUUCCUCGAGACUUAUCUACGGCUUCGACCAGCCCAUCCGGCGCCGAGGAAGCCUCCUCCGACCUACCAGGAUUUCCCACCACUAGCUGGCGCAACUCAGCGAAUUCAAUUGCUGGAUAUUACUCCAACUUAUCAGGGCUGGAGGACACAUCAAUCAUCUUUCUGCCCACCUUCUCGUCCAGCGCAGCAGAGGUCGCUAAGAUCGCGACUGACUUCUUGCAAAAUAGCACCGAAGGCGGAAAGAAGAACCUCUUAAUUGACCUCUCCUCCAACCCCGGCGGAUACAUAUCUAUUGGCAUCGACCUAUCCCGCAUCCUCUUCCCCGAAGUUGCCCCAUACACAGCAACUCGGUUUCGAGCCCACGAAGCAGCCAAAUUCCUCACAAAGGCAUACUCACGCGACAACAACACAGACACAAGCAAUGUAUUCGCAUAUCGACAGAUGGUGCGACCAGACCAGAAAACCAGCUUCAGCUCGUGGGAAGAUCUCUACGGGCCACACAAAGUUCUAGGAAGCUCUGCCUCCAGUCUACUAGCCAACUUCAACUACACCUCCACAUCUACAAAGGUGUUCCCAAUCAACGGUUACGGGCCCGUUCCAUUGAACCCAAGCAAAUCACCCUUCUCGGCGGAGGACAUCGCCAUAAUCACGGACGGCGACUGUGUCUCGACUUGCGCGUUCUUCGUCAAGCUGAUGAAACGCCAGGGCGUCCGGACCAUCACAUUCGGCGGCCGUCCACGAAAGGCGCCUAUGCAGGGUGUUGGCGGUGUCAAGGGCGGCCAGUCGCUCGGGGUCAACUAUAUCAACGGAUAUAUUGAGCAAGCGAAUGGACUGAUUAGAGACUCUGUCAACAGUGGAUCUCCACUCUUGACCCCUGCCGAGUGGAAGGCAUUCAAUGAGUCCAGCCCGAGUACGACAGCCUCGCUUCAGUGGAGUGGGAAUUUGAAUUUGCGGAAUGAGUAUGACCCGGAGGAUAGUGAGACUCCGCUGCAGUUUGUUUAUGAAGCUGCUGAAUGUCGGCUGUUCUAUACGCUGGAUAAUUAUGUGGAACGAGAGACUGUUUGGCAGGCUGCGGCGAAGGCUAUGUUUGGGGGUGGGCAAUGUGUAGAGGGAUCGACCAACGGGAAGGGUAGUUUGGAUUCUUGA